CAAAAUCCGGAAAUGAAAGGCGAACAAACCCUAUCGGAGCUCCACCACGCAAACCGGGGCUCCGGUACCAGACGAACCCGUUCCCAGGUAGCGCCAGACUGGACCGAAACAGAUUCACUGAUCCUGGUGAACGAGGUCGCCGCCGUCGAAGCCGAUUGCCGGAAAGAGUUCUCGUCGUUCCAGAAAUGGAAGGUCAUCGCGCAAAACUGCACCGCUCUGGGAGUCCCUCGGUCGCUGGACCAGUACCGCCGCAAGUGGGAGGCCCUCCUCCACCAGUACAAGAUCAUCGACCACUGGAAUUCGCAGUCGGCGGCUUCGUACUGGGCUAUGGAGAGCGAUCGGCGGAAGCAGUUCGGGCUUCCCCGGAGUUUUGAUCACGAGGUUUUCAAGGCCAUCGGAGGUUAUGAGAAGGUGCAGGAGAAUCAGUCGGAUACGGAGGUGGAUAGUGAGCCGGAGGCGGAGGCUGACGUGGCGGAUGAUGAUGAAGGAGCUGUGGAACCAGACUCCAAGAGGAGGAGGCGACAGUCAACACAGCAGAAAUGCAAACCAAUUCAAAAUCCAGUGAGGAGGUCUAUGGUUAAAAGGCCUAUACAAAAACCUCGUCAGACUCAUGCAGCAGAAAAGCCAGUACAAAAGGCUUGUCAAGCGCAAGUGGAAGAAAAGACUGCACAAAAGAAUCGUCAAAUGCGUGUAGAAGAAAAGACUAUAGAAAAGCCUGUUCAAACCCACGUGACGGAAAAGCCUGGAGAAAAGCCUCGCGAGACCCAUGUAGAAGAAAAGCCUCACCAAACCCAUGAGGAAGAAGAACCUGUUGAAAAGGCUCGCCAAACUCAUGCACAAGAGAAGCCUGUAAAAAAGCCUUGCCAAACUCAUGUGGAAGGAGAUCCUUUAAAAAAUCCUCCCAAAACCCUUGCAGAAGAAAAUGUAGUAGGUAAGUCUUGCCAGACCCAUGCUGAAGAAAAGCAUGUGGAAAGCUGCCUAGAAGCAAUUCCUAUGGAGAAUUUGGCUGAAGAAAAGCUUCACCAAACCCAUGCUGAAGAAAAGCAUAUGGAAAGCUGCCUAGAAGCAAUUCCUAUGGAGAAUUUGGCCGAAGAAAAGCUUCACCAAACCCAUGAAGAAGUAAAGCCUGUGGGAAGCUGCUUAGAUGCAACCCCUACGAAGAAGCUGGCAGAAGAACUGCCUCAGAAAAGCUGUUUGAAGAAAAAAAUAAGACCUUAG
Messenger RNA from Fragaria vesca subsp. vesca, 1218 nucleotides. RefSeq lists its product as uncharacterized. The transcript has 2 exons. The record is from RefSeq and is a predicted model, not a curated record. NCBI's taxonomy places the organism in Eukaryota, Viridiplantae, Streptophyta, Magnoliopsida, Rosales, Rosaceae. The coding region runs from base 13 to 1218 and encodes 401 amino acids.